Messenger RNA from Paracoccidioides brasiliensis Pb18, 306 nucleotides. RefSeq lists its product as uncharacterized. Bases 1 to 306 code for a protein of 101 amino acids. The record is from RefSeq and is a predicted model, not a curated record. The transcript has a single exon.
AUGACAACCUUAGUCUCAAAAUUCACAGAACUCCUCGAUCUAGAUACCCUCCAACAACACACAUUCACAGAUGCCGACGUGCGGCUGGAGGACAUUCUUGCAGCUGAAGCUGUGGCUGCUGAAAGGCUUUCUGCCGCUUCUUCGCCGACGAGGAUUGUCAGCAGGUCACGUUCCCCGGUGUCCGCGUCUUCAUUGUCCACAUCUUCAUUCUCGUCCUCGUCCAUCAAGGAAUCUUUGGGUGCACGCAUGAAGUUGCCAUCGCCGACAAGGUUAACGUUUAGGAGUUUUGCUUUUCCAAGUCGAUAA